ACGUUACAGUCAUGUGAGAUGAUGGAAGUCAGAGAUUCCUGCGACCCUGUCCAAUUAACUGGUGCGUACGGAGACGAAAGCGCCCCGCCCACUUCUGCCGCGAGCUUGCUGGCUGCAGGUAUCAUGGAAGAACUAGCUGAAGAUGACAUUGAUAUCCUGAACCAUGAAAAAGCAGACACUCAUCAGAGACAAGAUGGACAAUUUCCUAUUCCAGUGUCUUCAGGAGAAGAAUCAGUUGCUUCACAUUUUGCCCUUGUCACUGCUUAUGAAGAUAUUAAAAAGCGCCUGAAAGAGACAGAAAGAGAAAAUUCUUUCUUAAAGAAAAGAGUAAGAUUGUUAGAAGAAAAGCUUCUUGAAUCCCAUUUGGAAGAAGCAACAAGUUCUGUGGGUCGUGAGCAAGUUAACAAAGCUUAUCAAGCAUAUCGGGAAUCUUGUAUUGAACGAGAUAAUCUGAAAAGUCAACUGGAUAAAACGAUGAAAGAGAACAUGGAAUAUGUGAAAAUCUUGAAUGAGCAGUUGCAGUCUAAAGAAGUAGAACUCUUACAGCUAAGAACAGAAGUGGAAACUCAACAAGUGAUGAAGAGUUUCAAUUCUAACCCAUCUAACUGGGAAAUAGACAAACUGAACAGUGAGCUGAAGUUGCACAAUUUGGAGCUGGAUUUGGAGAAACUGAGGGAAGAAUGCAAUCAUCUUAGGAAGGAAUUGCAAAAAUCUGUUGAAUCCCAAGGAAGUUUAAUUAAUGGAGAGCUUAUCCAACAGCAAAAUAUCCAUAGUGAACGCAUUCAGCAGGUAUACAGGGAACUGAAGAGGGAGAUGUCUAAUUUGCAUCUGGUGACUAAAGUGCAAGCUGAGAUGCUGAAGAAACUGAAAUUGGUUCCAUCUACAACUAAGAAAGUGCCAUCCUAUACCUCUGUUCAGCGUAUUGAAGAUCUUGAAAGGGAUGCUACCAACCUCCACUUAGGUGCUUCUGGAGCAAUAUGCAGAAAUAGAUUACUUCAAACAAGUGGUGAUGUUUUUGGUAAUCUUGCAUCAUCCUCACCAUGUAUUAAUGAGAAAUUUAGUUCUGCAUGUGACUCUCCAUUUCUGGAACAUAACUCCUAUGGAAAAAAUUCUCUGGAAGAUAAUUCUUGGGUAUUUCCAAGCCCUCCAAAACCUAGUGAAACAGUAUUUUGGGAAAUGAAAAACAGAGUGACUCACUUAAACUUUCCAGGAAAUAACUUAGAUCAAUAUAACCAAAAUUGCUUGCAUAAGAGCUAAGAACAGAAGGAGGAACUUGAAAGUAGUCCUGAACAAGGUCUUGAACUUGUUAGUAGAAAAUAAGAAUGGAGAGGAAUAUAAUAAACUUUCAGGCUGCAUGAGAUUUUCCCUGUUAUCUAAACUUGAAAAACAGUGAAUUCAAAGAAAUAUGGUGAAUGAAUCUGUUAUAUUCUCAAUUUUCUGAUUGCACAUUGGCAGAUUUCUAAAAUAUUAAAUUGUGGAAUAAAACAAAAACAUCAUGUGGUAUGAAUAAUAUUGGUCCAAAGUAUGUUACAUUCAAACAUUUUGACAAGCUAUGAGAAGGAUUUAGUUUUUGGACAAGUUUUGAUUUAAGCUCGGGUAAUAAUAUAUUCAAUUCUGAAUAUAUUCAAUUCCCUGGCUUUUUAUUAAUGUAUGAUAUGCUGAAAAGGAGUAAAUAA
Messenger RNA from Notechis scutatus (mainland tiger snake), 1676 nucleotides. It is a transcript of the gene AZI2, whose product is annotated as 5-azacytidine induced 2. Gene Ontology annotation, cellular component: cytoplasm. The record is from RefSeq and is a predicted model, not a curated record. NCBI's taxonomy places the organism in Eukaryota, Metazoa, Chordata, Lepidosauria, Squamata, Elapidae.